UGCUCUUCGUAGCUCCACCUGUAUCAGCAUCGCUCUGUUCCCAUGACCGUCUCUUUCCCCCUGCCCGCCCCUCGUCGGCGCGCAGUAGCGCUUCUUCCGUGCUCCUCCAUCCCUCCGCUCGGAAGUCGCUCGUUGGCUUUCGGCUCGCACUCCUCGCAAUCCGUCGAAGCGGUCUCCGCGAGCACGCGUCGCCUUCUGUCGCCGUUUCUACGAGGCCAGUACCGCUCGGCUGGCUCUCAGCGCGUCCGCGUGCCGCCAGGUUCCGUGGGCGCGUCGACUGCCGUGAGAGCCGCCAUGGCCGGUGCGGAGGCCGCCAAGCGGCCGUUCGUGGGCGACCUGGGAGUGCGCAGCGGGUUCGUGGACGCGAUCGGCAACACUCCCCUCAUCCGACUGAACCGCGCCUCAGAGGAGACAGGCUGCGAGAUAUACGGCAAGGCGGAGUUUUUGAAUCCGGGGGGGUCAGUGAAGGACAGGGCGGCAUUGUACAUCAUUAAGGCGGCAGAGGCGAGUGGCGAGCUGCGGGAGGGCGGGGUGAUCGUGGAGGGCACGGCGGGCAACACAGGCAUCGGGCUGGCGCUCGUGGCCAAUGCGCGCGGCUACAAAACUGUCAUCGUCAUCCCCGACACCCAGAGCCAGGAGAAGAAGGACAUGCUGCGCAUUGCAGGAGCCACUCUCGUGGAGGUGCCAGCAGUGCCGUACAAGAACCCCAACAACUAUGUCAAGUACUCGGGCAGACUUGCACACGCCAUUGCCAAGACCAAUCCGGGGGGUGCCAUAUGGGGCAACCAGUUUGACAACACAGCCAACAGGCAGGCGCACUACGAGACAACAGGCCCUGAGAUCUGGGCGCAGACGGAGGGGCGCGUGGACGGCUUCAUCUGCGCCAUCGGCACGGGGGGCACCCUCGCAGGCACUGGCAAGUACCUGAAGGAGCGCAAGGCGGGUGUGCGCGUGGGCAUGGUGGACCCCAUGGGCGCCGCCAUGUUCAGCUACUACACCAACGGCACACUGCAGGCGCAAGGCACCUCCAUAUCAGAGGGCAUAGGGCAGGGUCGCAUCACAGGCAACCUGCAGGGGUGGGGGCUGCCAGAGAGGGAAGGAGGAUGCGUUGACUUCUGCUGUCAGGUGGCGGAUGAGGAGGCGCUGCCUGUGAUGUACGACCUGCUGCGCCACGAGGGGCUGUGCGUGGGGCUGUCGUCGGGCAUCAAUGUGGCGGGCGCUGUGCGCCUGGCGCGCGCCAUGGGCCCGGGCCACACCAUCGUGACGGUGCUGUGCGACCUGGGCACGCGCUACCAGGGCCGCCUCUUCAACCCGCCCUUCCUGCAAGGCAAGGGGCUGCCCCUGCCCACCUGGAUGGACGCCAAUGCACCGCCUGCUGUGGACGUGCCACAGGUGUUUGAGGAGGCAGAACCAUAAGCAGGGGGGCGGGAGGGGGGGGGGGCGAUAGGGGGAGAUGAAGCAGAGGGGUUUUGGGAAAGGGGAUGAGGUGUGGGAGCCGCGAGGAACGAGGAGAGGGUGUAGAAUAGGGUAGAAGCGUAGCGGAGGGUGGACAUGUGUUGCAAGUGGCACGCGGAGGCAUCUGUAGCGGGCAGCGCAAUGUGCAUGGGCAUAGUAGAACUUGUCAUAGUAGGUACAUUCUCAUGAUGACCUGCCAUGCAUCAGUGGGCUCACAUCCCUGCCAUCAUGGCAGUGGCAGCAGGCAGCCAAUGGGAGGGUGAUAUUAAACCCUGCAUAGUUGCACAGCAGCAUGCAGCAGGUGCUGAUGCCAGGCACGAAGAAAAGCACGUGCUUGCUAAACCCUAUGACAUGCUACAGCAAAAAGCUGUCAGUUGCUGUCCACGGAACUAUAAGCG
Messenger RNA from Closterium sp. NIES-67, 1853 nucleotides. Lineage: Eukaryota; Viridiplantae; Streptophyta; Zygnematophyceae; Desmidiales; Closteriaceae. The record is from the annotation of a GenBank genome assembly.